AUGCAUUUGGUCCUAAUUGAGUUUCAGUACCUAGCAGUUUGCCACUGGUGUACCAACGGUGGUCCAGCAGGGGCAGGCCGCUGGUGGCUUGCCACCCAAGAAACGGCAGCAGACCGACAGCUUUUUUACGUUGGUCGGUUUGCCGAAGGUGCCCCGACGGUGGUCCGACCGCGUCAAGCCGCUGACUUCGUGCCACCCAAAAACCGCCGGCGGACCGUCAGGUCAUUGUUUGCUGGGGCGGUUUGCCACUGGUGUACCAACGGUGGUCCAGCAGGGGCAAGCCGCUGGUGGCUUGCCACCCAAGAAACGCCGGCAGACCGACAGCUUUUUUACGUUGGUCGGUUUGCCGAAGGUGCCCCGACGGUGGUCCGACCGUGUCAAGCCGCUGACUUCGUGCCGCCCAAAAACCGCCGGCGGACCGCCAGAGAACUUUUAGGGAACGUUGCGAAAGGUCCCGAGAACGUCACCUUCUACGUGGGUGUUGUGACACAUGAGCCAGUGUCAUUGAUAGAGGGAGAUAAUGUUACUCUACACACUAAUACUAAUGACCUACAGAGAGAUGAUCUGAUAGAGUGGAGGUUUGGAGAUAAACAGGAUCUCAUAGCAAGAAUCAACAGGGUCACCAAGUCACUCAAAAUAUAUGAUGAAAUAUUUGAUAAUGUUCUUGAUGGGAGAUUCAGAGGCAAACUGAAGAUGAAUAAUCAGACUGGAGAUCUCACCAUCGCAGAGAUCACAACUCAACACACUGGACUUUAUACACUAGACAUCAGCAGUGAGACUAUCAUGAUAAAGAUAUUCAGUGUCUCUGUGUUUGGUGAUAAUGUGAAGACCGUGAGGGUGGGACAUUCUGUCAUUCUACACAAUAAUGUUUCCAAGAAACCAGGAGAUGAGAAGAUUGUGUGGAGGAUUCAACACAACAACUCUCCUGUAGCUGAAAUAAUCAGAAAUGUAACAGAGUUAAGUUAUAAUGUUCAUGAUGGGAGAUUCAAAGACAGACUUCAGGUGGAUGAUCAGACUGGAGAUCUCAUCAUCACAAACAUCACAACUGAAGACUUUGGAUCUUAUGAAGUCAAUAUCACUGUCCGCAGUCACACGUAUACUAUACACAGAUCAUUCAGUGUCAAUGUCAAAGGUGAGUAG
Molecule: messenger RNA, 1140 nt
Organism: Misgurnus anguillicaudatus (oriental weatherfish)
Lineage: Eukaryota; Metazoa; Chordata; Actinopteri; Cypriniformes; Cobitidae
Source: RefSeq, a predicted model, not a curated record